Fundulus heteroclitus (mummichog) is the source of this 1689-nucleotide messenger RNA. It is a transcript of the gene tnfrsf1b, whose product is annotated as tumor necrosis factor receptor superfamily, member 1B. Gene Ontology annotation, molecular function: transmembrane signaling receptor activity; protein binding; antigen binding. Lineage: Eukaryota; Metazoa; Chordata; Actinopteri; Cyprinodontiformes; Fundulidae. The transcript is spliced from 8 exons. Bases 139 to 1503 code for a protein of 454 amino acids. The record is from RefSeq and is a predicted model, not a curated record. Gene Ontology annotation, cellular component: CD40 receptor complex; external side of plasma membrane; membrane. Gene Ontology annotation, biological process: positive regulation of canonical NF-kappaB signal transduction; apoptotic process; defense response to virus.
AUGCUCGUUUCCUCCCCUUCAGAUUCACUCCGAGGAAACGGGUCUGGUUUGCGCUCAGAUGACCCGCCUCCGUGAACAGUAGCGACACAGACACACGCACACGCUGCCUGCUCUGCGCUAAUUCUCUCUGGAGACGCAAUGAAGGACAUACUGCCGCUGCUGGUUCUGCUGACGCUCCAUACUAACAAGGUUCACCCGCUCCCCUAUCAACCAGACUCUUAUGGAAUUUGCCGCAACCAUACGACAGAGUACUUUGUUGAAUCUGCUAACUCGUGCUGCAAGAAGUGCCCCCCUGGGCAUCGACUGCAACAAGAGUGCGAUCGUGCCACUGACAGCCAGUGUGUACCAUGCGGACAAAGGCAGUACAUGGAGAACUGGAACUUCUACCAAAACUGUUUUUCCUGCACCCAGUGCAAAGAAAGAAAAGGUCUGGAGUAUGCCCAGGUGUGCACCCCGACCACAGACUCCAAGUGUGUUUGCAAAGCAGGAAUGUUUUGUGAGAUGGAGUUUGAUGACCCUUAUUGCACACAUUGUGUGCCUUAUUCAGUUUGCAAACGUGGUUACAGGGUUUCUGUGAAAGGCACAGGAAACUCUGAUGUGAAGUGCGAAAAGUGUCCCACCGAUCCCUGUGAGCCUCGUACUACUACAGUUAUGACCACAGUUCCAGUCAUGACCACAGUUCCAGAUAUGACCACAGUUACUGUAAGCUCAAACUUCACGACGCCUCGUGCCCCAGAAGAGUCCACUCACACUGCCGGGGCUUCCUCCAUCCUGGGAACUAAAACCUCUAAAGGAGGUCAACCUAUCAGUGAAAUUGUUCCUGUCAUUGCCGGCGUCGCUGGAUCCCUUUUGUUUUUUAUCGUCGUCGUCGUCCUCCUGCUGAUCCUUUGCAAACGAAAGCGGGCCAAAGAUUCUAGAAACAUCCCACCUAAAUUAGAUGCAAAUGGAAACCGUGAGACUGCAGAAAAUCAGAACGGUCACAGCAACUCUGGAGAUUCUCGGAUGAUUUCAUUAACACUUACCUCACCGGAGCAGGAGUGUCUGCUGGGGAAGGGGGACGUCGCCAGUGACCAAAGUCUGAGCAGCUGCGAUACCGAAACUUCAACCAAGGCGGAUGGUUUCAGCAGCCACGAGUCCCUCAGGCCUCUACAACCUACUUUAGGCCGUGACAAUCUAAGCUGUGUCCUAUCGGAGCCCAUGGCCUUACAGUCCAUCACGGAUCCUCACGCUGCUCUACCCAGCGUCAACGCGCAGAGCUCCUCUCAGCCCACAAGCCCGCUGAUACUGAGCCCCGUAACGAACAAUCCCCACGUUAACGUCAACAUCACUUUACACAUAGGAAACGGUUCCUGUGGGACGCCGCCUUUUCACCCGACAGACUUCAACCACGUCGCGGAUAAACUUCCCUUUGGACAGGAAGAGGAGUCUGUCAGCUCUCCUCAACAAGAAGCAGGCAAACUGUCGUUUAUGUCAGUCCAGGAGAGUCCCAGUUAUUACGUAUGAAACUCCUGUGCCAUCUGAACAUUUCUUCUUCUACAUUUUUUCUGAAAACUGUGUAACUGUAAAAAGUUUUGACAAACAAAUGCACUCCAAAAACCAAAUGCUUUGUUUUGAAUUUAGCUGUCACUUUAUGUUUAUGUGUAUAUAUUGUAAACUACAUGAAUGUUUUAAUACUUUUUUUUUUUUUUU